AUAGGACUUAAACCGGAUCAUGGCGGCGCCUGUUGGGCGGGAUACCUUGCCGGAACACUGGUCUUACGGUGUCUGCAGGGACGGCAGGGUCUUCUUCAUUAACGACCACACUCGGACUACGACCUGGAUCCAUCCCCGCUCCGGAGAACCGGUCAACUCUGGACACAUGAUCCGUUCAGAUUUACCUCGGGGUUGGGAAGAAGGAUUUACGGACGAAGGGGCCAGCUACUUCAUAAAUCAUAACCAGAGGACCACAACAUUUCACCAUCCUGCAACAGGGCAGGUUUCUCCAGAGAACAUGGACUACAUCCUGCAAGACCAGCUGCAGGGAGCUCAGAUAAUGUCAAAACCUGUCGGCGAGCAUCUGUCCAGCACCACGAUCAGCGAGGCCUCCACUGUCGUCACAUCCUCCACUGUGGACUCCACAUCUGCCUCCAAGGGCUCUCGGUCCAGUGGCAAGCUGCACAGCUUUGGGAAGAGAGAGCAGUCCAUUAAGCGAAACCCCAAUGUUCCAGUUGUGGUGCGAGGAUGGUUGUACAAACAGGACAGUUCUGGAAUGCGUCUUUGGAAGAGGAAGUGGUUUGUCUUGGCUGAUUUCUGUCUGUUCUACUACAAGGACAGCCGAGAGGAAUCAGUCUUGGGCAGUAUUCCUCUCCCGAGUUAUGUCAUUUCACCAGUGGGGCCCGAAGACCAUAUCAGCCGCAAGUAUGCCUUUAAGGCUAGCCACACGGGCAUGCGCUCUUAUAUUUACAAACGGAGCUCUGUAAUUGGCUCACAGGCAGAGCACAGUGGGAUGCGGACGUAUUAUUUCAGCGCUGACACUCAGGAGGACAUGAACACCUGGCUGAGGGCUAUGAAUCAGGCUGCACUGAUGCAGAACCCCGACGACACUCUCGUCAGACCAUCUGACCAGUUGGAAAAGAAAAACAUCUUGCAUAAGCAAGCUGUCCCACAGGCAAACCACAUUAACCACCACAAGACCAAGAUGCCAGACACUGAGACGGUCAGACCCUUCACCCACGAUGUUCUCCUUGAGUCGAUACACCGUGAUGCAGAGGAGCACUGCAGCUUCCACAAAGACUCUCCUGCUUCUGUCAUGUUGGAGCAGUCCAUAGGAGGCGCUGUACUGGAGAUGGACACACACGCUUCCCUACCUGCCAACACCGUAUCCUCUUCCCACAUACAGUCAGACCCUGUGUCAUCCUCAGCACCCAUCUCCAGGGUACCGUCUCGAGCACCAUCACGACAUGCCUCAACAUUGCCCUCCAGCACGUUUUGUACAAGGAAUGGCCUUGUAUCGACACCCAGUCCAAUUCUGGAGCCCAAUGGGAUUGCAGCAGGAACUUACCAGAGGGCCCCAGCGUCGCCCCCUACAGAGACACACAAGCAGGUGCAGAGGAGAAGCACUCUGGAACAAGUGGAGCAUUGGGUCAAAGUCCACAAAGCUGAUCAGAAAGGGCCCACAUCCAGAGAGAACACCCUCCCUUGCCACACACCACCAGCCCAGCCCAAAUUUACCUCUGUGGACACCUACCAGUCUCUGCCAAAGACUCCUCGCCACAGCCCCCCUCCUGCCAGACUUGGUGAAUACAAAUACGCCCAAGACCGCCUCAAUCACUUCCGACUCACCCCAGAACAAGCUGGCCCGGGCGCUCACACCGUCUGGCAGCUAUAUGAGUGGCAGCAGCGACAUCAGUUCCGUCAUGGCAGCCCCACCGCACCACUGUACACCCCAGCACCAGAUUACCCUUUUGGCCCACGCCCCCCAUCCACUGUGCCUACUUCCUCUGCAGCUGCCAGGUCUGGGUCUGAUGGGCCCUCCCGCUGUGUUUCUGUACCUCCUUCCUCCGCAGACAUCCCACCACUGGGCCCCCCGCCAGGCACCAGCCGAACACUGUCACCCAUGCGGAGGCCACACACACCCGCUGAAAGGGUGACGGUCAAGCCCAUGGGUGAUAUGUCAGUGGUGGACAUCCCCUUUACUGUGUCCCCUCGUCGCACAAAAUCCCAGCUGCUCAAGGCAGCUACUAUCGAGAGACGGUCAAUGCCUCCAUCGGGCUACAUCACACACACAGUCAGUGCUCCCAGCCUUCAUGGCAAAACGCCCGAGGAGCUCACUCUGCUCCUCAUUAAGCUGCGCCGCCAUCAGGCCAAGAUGGCCUCCGCACGCCAGCACACACUAACUCAGCUCCAGCGGUUCAGCAGUCCCAAAGAGACCUACCAACAAAACCACCUCCUCAGCACCACCACCACUUGCAACAGCCCCCUCCUCACCUCGUCUGUAACGCCCCUCGGACAUGUAGGCCUCUCAGCUCCCCUGGGCCCCUACAGCACCCAGGCUGAUGACACCUACAUGCAGCUGAAGAAGGACUUGGAGUAUCUGGACCUGAAGGUAGCUGGAAGUCAGACUCUGAAGGAAUCAGGAAAACCUGUGAAAGUUGCAGAAAGUGAUGUGGAUGUGAAGUUGAGUCGUUUAUGCGAGCAGGACAAGAUCCUGAAGGAGCUGGAAGUAAGGAUCAUCUCCUUGAAGGAGGACAAGGACAAGUUGGAGAAUGUGUUGGCUGUUUCCCACCAGCAGAUGGAGAAGUACCAUGAGCAGCCAGCCCAUGCCCACAAGAUCGCCUACCAGCAGCGGCUGCUGCAGGAAGAUCUGGUCACCAUCAGAGCCCAGCUAUCUCGCCUGUCCACAGAGAUGUCUCAGGCCUGGGGGGAGUACAUCAAGCUGGAGGGGUCAGUAGAGCAGCUGAGAGUGGCUUUGCAGGCACAUAUGAACCACAGCGCCACCCCUCAGCAAGACAAAGCUGAGAUGAAACAUGAACUGUGGAGAAUCGAGGACGUGAUGGCCGGACUGAGUGCCAGCAAAUCCAACUACAAGGUCACCAUUGCAUCUGUCCAGAACCCAGAAAGGAAACUAGUGCCUUCUGUGACGGACCCUGCUCACGGCACAAAGGUCCAGCCUCCCCCACGCACCUCCAACCUCGGCCUUCUCUCCCACACUUUGCCUCACAGCACAGUGCCAAAAUGGGCAGAGGACAGCGCACCGCCCAGGCCACCACUGCCACGCCUCUAUGACUAUGAGGAGACGCCCCCUGUGGUGCCACCCCUGCCAAAAGAAUCCUCAGUCAUCCGCCACACAUCAGUGCGUGUCCUGAAACGCCAGUCAGAUGAGAGGAAGAAGGAUAGAGAGGGCGGGCAGUAUGUUGUUAAUGGCGAUUGUAAGUCGGAUUUGCGGUCGUACCUGAGUGAGCCGGAACUGCCACGGACAAGCCGCCAUCUCACCGCGUCUGAUGCCGAUCAUCAAUGUUUUCACAGCAAAGGUUUGUUGGGCUCCUCCUCUCGACUGGACCAGUCCAACUCCAUUUCUUCUUACGUCACCUUCAGGAGAGGUGCUGGGAGCUCUGCAGCUAAGGAGAGACCCAAGAGUGCCUUAGAUUGUCUGUCAUCUCCCGCAGAGGCCCAGCAGGUCUUCAGUAGCCAGGCUCGGGGCCGAAUGAGCGCAGAGGAGCAGUUGGAACGCAUGAAGCGCCACCAGAAAGCGCUAGUUCGUGAGCGCAAGAGGAACCUAAGCCAGGGCGACCGCUCCUGCACGGGAAUGUCCAGUUCCACCGUCAUCACCCAGUGCUCCUCCUCCUCUUCCAGGCUACCCUCUAGCACUUCUGAUCCCCCGGCCUCCGUGUUUGAUUGGCAGGAAGAGCGACUUGGAGCAGAAGGUCAGAGUGAUGAAGGGCGGAGCCAAACGAAAGAGAUGGCGUGGAUUCCGUCAGAUGAGUGGACAAAGGUGACUGUGACUCACAUGAGAGAGGUGGAUUUGGAGCCUUUGGACUAUGACCUGGAUAUCAGCCGAGAGUUGUCCAAACCUAAGAAAGUUCCAAUCCCAGAGCGUUAUGUGGAGUCUGAUCCUGAGGAGCCACUGAGUCCAGAGGAGCUGCAGGAGCGCUCCCGCCGGGCCGAGCGCAUCAAAAAUCUGUUGGCCAAAUCCAGUUUUCAGAACAUGCAGCCACCGUCUGGUCCCAGUGCACCGCUGGACUUCAGUGAACUGGAUUCAGCUCUACGGCAGCAGGAGAGGAUCAUGAACGUGUCCUAUGCCCUUGCUUCAGAGGCAUCACGCAAGAGCAAACUGGUCGCAGCCAAAGCCGCCGCUGAGCACUGAGCCGCUGGACGAUGACUUACCAAUCAUAUUAACUCCAUUUAUUUUGAGGAAAA
Molecule: messenger RNA, 4203 nt
Organism: Thalassophryne amazonica
Lineage: Eukaryota; Metazoa; Chordata; Actinopteri; Batrachoidiformes; Batrachoididae
Product: pleckstrin homology domain-containing family A member 7-like
Exons: 28
Coding region: 20-4150 (1376 amino acids)
Molecular function (GO): protein binding
Source: RefSeq, a predicted model, not a curated record